CGUGGGGCGGGCGGCGGCGGAGGAGGGAAGGCGCCCCGCUCGCUGAUGCAAGAGGCUGGUGCGGCCGCCGGAGCCGUCGCCGCCGGGGUCUGAGUUCGAAUCGCGGCGCGCCGCCACCCUCGGGCGCGGCCAUGUCCGGGGACGAGAUGAUUUUCGACCCGACGAUGAGCAAGAAGAAGAAGAAGAAGAAGAAGCCCUUUAUGCUGGACGAAGAAGGGGGCGACGUCCAGACGGAGGAGACUCAGCCGUCCGAGACGAAGGAAGUGGAGCCGGAGCCGGCGGAGGACAGAGACCUGGAGGCCGAUGAAGAGGACAGUCGGAAGAAAGAUGCAUCUGAUGAUUUGGAUGACUUGAACUUCUUCAAUCAAAAGAAAAAGAAGAAAAAAACAAAAAAGAUCUUUGAUAUCGAUGAGGCGGAAGAAGGCAUAAAGGAGCUGAAAAUCGAGAGUGAUGUGCCAGAGCCAGCGGAACCCGAAGACGAUCUUGAUAUCAUGCUGGGCAACAAGAAGAAGAAGAAGAAGAAUGUGAAAUUCCCCGACGAGGAUGAGAUUCUCGAGAAGGAUGAAGCUCUGGAGGAUGAAGACAACAAAAAGGAUGAUGGCAUCUCAUUUAGCAAUCAGACGGGUCCUGCCUGGGCUGGCUCAGAAAGAGAUUACACGUAUGAUGAGCUGCUCAAUCGGGUGUUCACCAUCAUGCGGGAGAAGAACCCAGACAUGGUCGCUGGGGAGAAGAGGAAAUUUGUCAUGAAACCGCCUCAGGUUGUCAGAGUAGGAACUAAGAAGACAUCUUUUGUCAACUUCACAGACAUCUGCAAACUAUUGCAUCGUCAACCUAAACAUCUCCUGGCAUUUUUACUGGCUGAAUUGGGUACAAGCGGAUCCAUAGACGGAAACAACCAACUUGUCAUCAAGGGAAGAUUCCAGCAGAAACAGAUAGAAAACGUCUUGAGGAGAUACAUCAAGGAGUACGUGACCUGCCACACGUGCCGCUCCCCGGACACCAUCCUGCAGAAGGACACGCGCCUCUACUUCCUGCAGUGUGAGACCUGCCACUCCCGCUGCUCCGUCGCCAGCAUCAAAACCGGUUUCCAGGCCGUCACGGGCAAGAGGGCACAGCUCCGAGCCAAGGCCAACUAGCCCAGCCUGAGUUGGGCGUGUGCGCAGCGAGCUCGGAGGGGCGGGUGGAUCGGAGCGAGGCGCGGGACCCGCCGCCCCCGCCGCCGCCGCCAACCACUUACUACUCUCUGGCUUGGGGCAGGUGGGCGCCGCAGUCUGUCCCACGAGCUGCCGGUCUCCAAGCUGGGCACGUGUUCAUGGAUGUAUUUUACCGCCGGCCACAGAAACACAGGGGAAGGGAGGUGCUUUUUUUAAAACCGUUCCUAGAGUUCUGUACAAUGCAAGAUAAAUUAAAAUUAUUAUAAGUCA
Molecule: messenger RNA, 1424 nt
Organism: Ornithorhynchus anatinus (platypus)
Lineage: Eukaryota; Metazoa; Chordata; Mammalia; Monotremata; Ornithorhynchidae
Gene: EIF2S2
Product: eukaryotic translation initiation factor 2 subunit beta
Exons: 9
Coding region: 132-1136 (334 amino acids)
Biological process (GO): translational initiation; formation of cytoplasmic translation initiation complex; formation of translation preinitiation complex
Cellular component (GO): eukaryotic translation initiation factor 2 complex
Molecular function (GO): mRNA binding; translation initiation factor binding; translation initiation factor activity
Source: RefSeq, a predicted model, not a curated record